Messenger RNA from Haplochromis burtoni (Burton's mouthbrooder), 3741 nucleotides. It is a transcript of the gene sp8a, whose product is annotated as sp8 transcription factor a. Gene Ontology annotation, biological process: regulation of transcription by RNA polymerase II. The record is from RefSeq and is a predicted model, not a curated record. The transcript is spliced from 3 exons. Gene Ontology annotation, molecular function: RNA polymerase II cis-regulatory region sequence-specific DNA binding; DNA-binding transcription factor activity, RNA polymerase II-specific. Lineage: Eukaryota; Metazoa; Chordata; Actinopteri; Cichliformes; Cichlidae. The coding region runs from base 1377 to 2597 and encodes 406 amino acids.
CUGACCAAGAUGGCUGGCCUGCCCUCUGGAUCACUCCUGACUAUGCUCCAACCUACAAAAGGAGGAGAUGGGGAAGAAAAAGCAAGGAGAAAUAAAAUACUUCACCCACCCCUCUCCCAGAGAAGUGCCAGAUCUUUAUUUCACUCUUUUCUCCCAGCUCUUUCUGUCUCAGUGCCCACAAAGUGAUUGGAAAGCACACGACAAUCUUUUUUUGUUGACGUUCGAUGGCGCGUGAUAAUGCGGUCAUUAUCGUGGCUAAAGGAGCAGGUUGAGGCUCAGACAGGGUUUCACUGGGGGCCUUUAAAGCACACACAUACAAAAACACGCACACACUCUCAGUGUGGGAAAAGAAUGCUUCGAAAAGAGGGACAGCUGUUUGGGUGGCUUGUGAAGAUGGCGAUUAGGUUUAGGGGAAGAUGGCCCACUGUAAACUCCACCUGUGCAUACGGCCUUGCCCGAGGCUGUGGGGGAAAGCAGAGCCUCUCAUUUCAUCCAGUCUGCUGAGAGGGCUGACUGGAUACGCCCCAGGGACAGGAUGGGACGGACCUGACCAGCCUCCCAUUCAUCAGCCUUUCCCUCUGAGUGAACUCACAACAUAAGUAAAACAAAACUGCGCUUUGGUGUUUUACAUGCACAGAAAGCUUCCCUUGUGUAUUUUAUUGUGUUUACUAGCACGCAUUAUCUUUCUUGGCCGAUGGCACAAAAUCCCCUUAUGCCAUCAUAGUUGCUUUUUAGUUUAUUAAAUGUUGCCUUUUUAUUGCUAAAUUAAGGGGUAACUUCACCUUAACACAGCUUUAAAUUCAACUGGCAGUGAAUAGGUUUGGGGGAUUUUAGCUGCAAUUUGCCUACUUUGCCUUAUCAUGGAGCCUUGCGCUGUUCGAAGUCCAGUAACGAAAUACAUGGAGCAUCAAAUAUAAAUACACGUGAAACUAAAUGGCAUUACUGCUGCUACAUUUUUAUUAACCUAAUGAGGAAAUGCCUUAAAUCAGUCACGGAACUAUUCACUGCCACUUUUUGUGGCGUUAUGACGUGUAUUUUGACCAAGUGGUGAGAAGGAAGAACGUUUCUGCGCACUCAUCUGUUGCUUCAGUGUCUCCUUUUGAAUUUCAUGCCUUAAACUUUAAACUAUUCUCUCACUCUUACUUUGAAACUAUACUCGCUUACAACGUUUGAAAUUUAUGACGACCCCGAGCACGAAUGUUUGGAGACGAUGACAGCUGAUGUCUGAUUGGCCAGCGGAUGCUUAGCGCCACUUCAAAGCCACGGGGAAGAUACAACUACUACCAAAGCAGUCAGAGAGGAAAACAGACCGAUCACGCAAGCUACCGAGAGCACACACAGACACUGACAGCAGAAGAUAUCACUGCACGGAGUCCAUGGCUGCCACACUGCUUGGGGAGGAGCCACGGUUGGGCAGCACCCCGCUGGCCAUGCUGGCCGAAACCUGCAGCAGGAUUGGGGAGCCCAGCCCCUCGUGCUCCCCUACUGUUUCCGAGGGAGCCCCCGGACCCGUCAAAGGGUUCCAUCCGUGGAGAAGGAGCUCGCAAGUCACCAGCAACUUGGGUACCUGCCUCACAUCGUUUGGGGUUUCUUCUGGGACCUCCAGGAGUAGCAGGACCGGACUGAAUGACGCCUCUAGCGCUUUCACUGUGACAGCUGCUACUUCUUCUUUAGGGAAUGAUUUUUCGAUGUACCAGCCCGCUGUGCCACCGGACAACUGCGUUCCCAAUUCCGCACACGCACAGCGGCCCGUGCUUCUGACCAAAUUUCCCUCCUCGGUAGAAAGCAUAGCCGGGAUAUAUCCAAGGAUGCAUGCACAUCCCUAUGAUCCAUGGUUCAAACCCGUGGGGGAUACUGGUAACGGGCCUCCUGCCUGGUGGGAUAUGGGCAGCAGCUGGGUGGACGCACAGAACACAGUCGGGUUACCCUCUCCUUUGAGCAGCUACACCAGUGACUACAGCUCUAACUUCAGCCCUGGUGCCUCUCAGCACCUGCUCCCCGCGGCGCAACAUCUCUUCGACGGCUUCAGACCACCUGUUCACGCAGCCUAUACAGAGCCUCCGGUCACGGCGGCACCUCCUCUCACAGGUUCCCCAGUCGUUUCUUUGCCCCCAUCCUCCCGCUCCUCCUCACGGCGCUACUCCGGUAGAACCACUUGUGACUGUCCAAACUGCCAAGAGGCGGAGAGCCUCGGCCAAGGGCGCACGAGUCCCCGGCGGAGGGGCUUGCACAGCUGCCACAUCCCAGGUUGUGGUAAAGUUUACGGCAAAACUUCGCACCUGAAGGCCCACCUGCGCUGGCACACCGGGGAGAGGCCGUUUGUCUGCAACUGGCUUUUCUGCGGGAAACGCUUUACGCGCUCUGACGAGCUCCAGCGGCACCUGCGCACACACACCGGGGAGAAGCGAUUCGAGUGCCCCCUCUGCCACAAACGAUUCAUGCGCUCUGACCAUCUCAGCAAGCACGCAAGGACACACAGCCCGGAGGACGGCGGGGAGCCGGGGCUCACGAAGGGCACCAGCGACACGGACAAUAGCGGCAGCCCGAGCCCUGGACUGAGACUGCACAGCACCGAGGGACAGAGAGCGGUGCAAUAAUCCACAGAGCUGAACCCGAUGAAUCCACACGUGGGUUGUUUGCUUUACAGCGUGCCGUGGACUCUAAAGAACUGAAACAGCACUUUAUGGAUCACUCUGCUUAUACCUCAUCUGUUAUUUGUACCUUUCUAUGAAAAAUCUUUUACUCAUCUGUCGUUUAGUUUUUGUUUUCUUUUUUAAUUUCUCUAUUGCCUAAUUUAUUCUCUUUUUUUAAAUAUAAAAAAGGAAGAAAAACGAGCCUUUCAUAAUCCCCUUUUACUUCAUUAUUAUAGUAAUUAAAUAUAUAAAUUAUAAAAAAAGUUUGAGUGACUACAUUUCUAUAAUUUACUCGUGUUUGAAAGUCUGUGUUGCACUGGGAUUAAUAAAUGGGGCAAUUUUCAAUUAAAAACAAACAAAACAACUAUUCACAUGCAAUAAUCUAAGUUUUGUUGUAUAUUACAAUUUGCCUCAGAAACAAAGUCUUAGUUUUCAGUUUGCAGUGAUUAUAUAUAAAACCAUAAAAAACUACAUACAUAACAAUUCUAUUUUUUUUAAUUUAACAAUUUUAUUCUAUUUAAGUAGGCACAUCUGCACCUUUAGAUACAAAGAGUUCUGUAGUCAGUGACGUCAGCUGCUGCUUUAUGGGGGGGAAAAAUCUGCUUUAAGUUUUUUGUUUCAAUGAUGAAAAGACGUUGCUAUUAAAAAAUGCUGUAAAGAGUAGGAGACUUGGAGUGAAUACUCACAGUGAGCUUUAAACACAGUUGUGUAGGUGGAGAUCUCCACCUAGUGUUCAGUUUAUGCAGUCAGCAGCUGCUUGGAUCACAUGGGCUUGGACUGUAAUAUUGAAUGCAGGUCCUGGUUAUGCAGCAAUCUUUUGUUGCACCAAUAAAAUAAAUUAAAAUGUAAAAAUCUUUGGCACAUCUACACAAAUAUAUUUAAACAAACAGAUAUUAAAAACGUGUAGUGAGUUGUAUACAUGCUUCAAUUCUGGUGUAGGUCUUCAAGGACUGUCAUGGUUGAAUAUUAAAAAAGUUUUUGCCUAUUUUUCAUUAAAAAAAAAAUAAUGUACAUGAAAUUUUGGGCCACAGGGCCUAAAUAAAUACAACUAAAUAGAAUAACUAUAAAUUAAUAAAACACAGUUCAAGAAACAGUUUAAAAACUCUUG